Quercus lobata is the source of this 4765-nucleotide messenger RNA. RefSeq names its product calmodulin binding protein PICBP-like. The transcript has 3 exons. The record is from RefSeq and is a predicted model, not a curated record. Bases 350 to 4264 code for a protein of 1304 amino acids. Gene Ontology annotation, molecular function: calmodulin binding. NCBI's taxonomy places the organism in Eukaryota, Viridiplantae, Streptophyta, Magnoliopsida, Fagales, Fagaceae.
UCAGAGCUGAAAUUUAAGAUGAAGUUACAAGAGGAAGAGGAAGACUAGUCACCAUAGGCAAGCAGAGACUUUAGAAUCUCUGAUAUUUUGAGCCAUUACAAAAACUUUCCUUGCAAUAAUUUUCAUUAGCCAGACAGCCAGAAUAGCACCUUGCUUUUCUUCAACCAAAAAAAAAAAAAAAAAGAAUUCUAAAGAGUAAAAUAAUAAAUAAUAAUCAGCCCCCAUAACAUUACCAUAUUGAAAACUCUAUUGCUUUUCCUAUCCAACUACAAAUUCAGAAGAAGUGAUUCCUAACCAGCUUGAAAGUGGAGCUGAUUUUCAUGGUAAUUAUAGUUCUGCAGAAUCUGAGAUGUUGUCAUUAACCAAUGAAUCAUCUUUUUAUCAGAAUCAAGAAAGUAGUGACAUGGGAGGAACAGAGCCAAAGAAGAAGCUGAAGAAAUUGAGGUCAGUCAAGCUUUCAAGAUUGCCAAGCUUAAGAUCAUCCACAAGGAGGGCUAAAUCUCGAUCCAAUCACCUUCCCAUUGUCUUAUCUGCUAAUGUAUCAAGCUCAGGGCAGUCAACUCCAUUUGAAAUGUCAGAUGGAUCUCCAAAUUUUGUGAAGGCCACAAGCAGUGCAGAUGCAAAGAAGGAAACUUCGCAGAAUUCAGUGACAAGGUUGAUAAGGAGAUCAAGUUUUAAGCCUGGGAAGAGUUUAACAAGAAUGUCUAGUUUGAGGUACAAGAGGCCUUUGAUGAGUAAAAGCUCUGGAGGGACAGAGUUGCAGAGGAAACUGAAGAAGUCAAGAUCAAUGAAGAAGGCAAGUUUUAAGGGGUCAAGUCUAUCCACAAGAAGCACGGAAUCUGGCUAUCAGGCAAGUCCCCAUACUUCUGAAUCCAGUUUUAGUAGCAAUGGUCAAAUUAGGAAAAAAACAAGAGCUCCAAAUCCAAAACCAGUCUUUUCUGGUAACAAAUCUGUGAGAAUUAUAACAAGAACAUCAAGUUUGAAACCCAUGAAAGUGUUAACAAAAAUGGGUACUUUCAAAUCAAAGAAAAAUUCCAUGGGGAGAUGUUCUAACACAUGUCAAAUCUCGGACUCAAGCAUGCGUAAAGCUACCUGUUCUUCAACUCUCAAGAACUCCAAAUUCCCUGUUUCUUCAACUCUCAAGAACUCCAAAUUCCCUGUCUCCUUGGAGCUUCUUCCUGGAGGACAUGAAUCUGAAAGAAAUUCAAUCAUGAAGGUUUGUCCAUACACUUACUGCUCUCUUCAUGGCCAUCACCAUAAUGAUUCACCUCCAUUGAAGCGCUUCAUAUCUACAAAGCGGAGUUUAUUGAAGACCCAGAAGAGCAUGAAACGGGACAGUCAAUUUCUUAAAGGCAGCCGAUCUGGAAAUAUGAAGAAAGGGAUUCAGAAAAACAAAAUGGUCCACAAUGGAGAUCCUGCAGCUCGUAAAUCCCGCAGAGCUAUCUCUCCCAUUGAAGAAAAAGCAGGCAGGGACUUCACUGUAGAUAUAUAUGCUGAACCAGAAGCCACAUCAAAUGCAGUAGCCACUUCAGGUGGAAAAGAUGAAGGGCUCAGUGAUUUUGAUUAUGAUACUGAGAUGCUGCAUAGUGAAAGGUCACAGCCACAUAUAUAUGAAGCCACUCAUAUGGAAAGAAGAGAAGAGAGAAGUGUUGCAUCCAACCAUCAUGAUGAAGAGGUUAAUUCCAUUCUCACUGAUGACAUGUACAAUGGUGAUUCAGAAUCAUUUGGCGAAAAUUUUAAGGCCAAUUGUUUAAUUGUUGAACCACCUGAUGGAUAUAGAAGACCAAUCCUUGAUAGAUUUGUGGAAUCAACAGGAAGUAACAGUGUGGUCUCUUCUGAUAUUGAUCAUGAGCCAAUGGAGGAAGAAAUUACAGGCGGUGAAGAAAAGAAAGGAUGUUCAAACGAUGUAGAAGGCAAGAGGCAGUUUAAAAAUCAGAAAUAUAUCAGAAUGUGGCGCUUGCUAUAUAAGCAUGCAGUGGUAGGUAUUGAUGGAAAAGUUGAAAACCAGCAUCAUCUAGAUGGAGUGGACAGUGAAGAACAAGUGGAAGAUGGCAACAACUUGCUUGGAAUGAACAACUCUAGUUCUUCUGAGGAUUUUUCUGAAACAAAUGAAGACACCGCUAAGGAAAGUCACGAUACAUACCAACAAAGGAAUGAGCUCAGCCAGAUUGAUGCCAUUAAGCUGGUACAAGAAGCAGUCGAUAAUGUCCUUCUCCAAGACUUUCAAGACAACUCAACUGAUGAUCAAUCAAUUACUAGUAGCACAAGUUCAGACCAGGAACUCUUAGGAAAGAGUCAUGGUGAGGGUGGGGAUCGGAGCAUGUCAGAUUCCAGCGAGCCUGCUAAAGACAGUAUGAUACAAGAUACAAAAGCAAUAUGGCUCAACAUCAAUACUAUUAGUACUCCCAAAGAUGAGAAAGCAGCAUCUGAGGUGGGAAACAAAUCUGACAAGAAAAUGCCCAAGGGAUGGAGCAAUUUGAAAAGGAUAAUCCUCCUCAAGAGAUUUGUCAAGGCACUGGAGAAGGUGAGGAAUUUCAAACCCCGAGGGCCACGAUAUCUAUCUUUGAAGCCUGAUCCAGAAGCAGAAAAAGUUAAUCUGAGGCGCCAAACAACAGACGAGAGAAAAAACACUGAGGAAUGGAUGCUUGAUCAUGCACUUCAACAGGUCAUUUCUAAAUUAGCUCCAGCUCAAAAACAAAAAGUAGCACUGCUUGUAGAAGCUUUUGAGAAAGUACUUCCACUUCAAGAAAUUGAAACUAGCCAGAGGUCCAAUGCAGCAGUUUGCACUCGAGCAAAUUCCAUUCAAUCCUGUAAUGGUUUUUCAAUUCAAAGUGGAGAAGAAACAUGUCAAGAAAGAAGUUAUGAAGAGUCUGCUGAGAACUUGCCAAGAAAAACAUCAUAUCUAGAGAAAGAAUUCAAAGACUAUCCAGACCAAGUCGGCGAUUUUCUUACAGACAAACAGCAAACUCCAGUGAAAUUUUCUGAGCUUGGAGCAGAUUUGGAGAGUUGCUGCAUUAAAACAGAACAUGACAUUCUUGCUUCUCAAGCCACCAAAGAAGACUGGAAGGAAAAGAAAAUUGUUGCCAUCAAUCUUGAUAAGGUGGACAACAAAUUCAUUCUUGCUGAUGAUCUGCCUGAUUCCAUCAACAGUUGUUCACCGGAGGUCAAAGUCCCCAGCUCAUGUGAUGAAUUCUCCUUGAAGCCAGAGGACAUUGUGAGCACCUGUCACGAAGAAGUUCAAGAGAAUGGAGAAGUCUCCAGAGAAUUUACUUCAAGUUCAGAACCUUGCAACAGUGGUUCUGAAUCAAUUGCAACCCGGGAAGAAAGAGGAGGAGCUAAGCCAGAAUCUCAGUCCCUUCCAGGGUUUUCUCCAAUUGAAGAAUCUAAGCAUUGUUCCACCGCUGAUGUAGCAAAUGAUACACAAUUUGAAAAACAGAAAAACAUGGGGCUGUGGGGCUUAGUAUAUAAGCACAUGGUAUCAGCUCUUGCAGAAAAUGAUGAAACCAAGCCACAUCUUGAUGAAGCAGGUAAAGAAGAACAAGCGAGCAAUGCAAACUCAUUGCCUGUACCAAGCAUCUCCAAUUCUUGUCAAAAUUUCUCAGAAAUAAAUCAAGACAUGGAAAUAGAUAACAAGCCAGAUGACCAGAAGGUUGAACUCCAACGUAUUGAGGCCAUUAAGCUCGUAGAAGAAGCAAUUGAUGAAAUCCUUCUUCCAGAAAUGCAAGACCACUCAACUGAUGAUCAACAAAUCACUAGUGGCAUAAAUCCAGAUAAAGAGCUCUCAGAAGAGAAAGGUGGUGAAGGAGGGGAACCAUUCAUCUUGAAGUGCAAAAUUUUGGAUAAAGACAGCUUCGUGGAGUCUGAAAAUACAGAUUCAGAAGUAAAAAGGCUCAUAUCUGAUAGUGUCAGUACCCAAGAAGAAGAGAAAACAGAAAUGAAGGUGGGAAAGAAAUCUAACCAGCAAAUAACAAGGAGCUGGAGCAAUGUGAAAAAGUUGAUCCUACUUAAAAGAUUCAUCAAGGCAGUAGUAAAAGUAAGGAAAUUUAAUCCAAGGGAGCCACGGUAUUUGCCUUCGGAGCUGGACCCUGAAGCAGAAAAAGUUCAUUUAAGGCAUCAAGACAUGGAUCAGAAAAAGAAUGCCGAGGAAUGGAUGCUUGAUUAUGCACUUCAACAGGUUGUUGCAAAACUGACUCCAGAACGGAAAAGAAAAGUGGAACUUCUUGUAAAAGCAUUUGAAACAGUCACUCCAACUAUUGGAAGUUGAAAGGCAAGACGCAGCAGCUUCAUAUCAUGCAAAACUGCAUAUAGUCAAGGUAAGGCGACAAAAAGCAGCUUCUUGGUGGUGAUCAGUGGACAUUGCUCUGUAGUAUCAGUCUGAGGGGAAAUGUUCCAAAGUAAUAAUCUCUGAACGUUAAUCAUUCUGACAUGUAGGACACAGAAGUAUAACACAUAGAUGCAAGUUGCGAGUCAAUAGAGAUGGUAACCUCUCAGCUGAACCACUGAACUGUUAUUUAUUCUGUCAUUUAGAACACAGAAGUAUACCCCAUAGAUGAAAGUUGUGAGUCAAUGGAGAUUGUAAGGUGCAUGCCCUCUUUUUUUCCUUUGUGAUUUUUUAGUCUUAUUACAAUCUGCAUAUAUUGUGAAGAAUAAAUAGAAAUACAAUGAUAAAAAUUUGUACUUGGGAGUUGCAAUUUUGUAGUGUAUCAAAAACUGUUUUAUAAUGUACAUUGUAAUGCAGUAAUGACUCGAGAAUUGAACAAGCACA